AUGAAUGAGCCACUAGACGAGUUAGCGAAUGCUUCUGAUUUCCCCGAUUAUGCAGCUGCUUUUGGAAACUGCUCUGAUGAAAAAAUCGCACUCAAGAUGCAGUACCUCCCUGUUGUUUACAGCAUCGUCUUCCUCGUGGGCUUUCCAGGGAACGCGGUGGCGAUUUCCACAUACAUCUUCAAGAUGCGGCCCUGGAAAAGCAGCACCAUCCUCAUGCUGAACUUGGCCUGCACAGACCUCCUGUACCUAACCAGCCUCCCUUUCCUGAUCCACUACUAUGCCAGCGGUGAGAACUGGAUCUUUGGAGAUUUCAUGUGCAAGUUCAUUCGCUUCGGCUUCCACUUCCACCUGUACAGCAGCAUCCUCUUCCUCACCUGUUUCAGCAUCUUCCGCUAUGUGGUGAUCAUUCACCCCAUGAGCUGCUUCUCCAUUCACAACACUCGAUGGGCAGUGGUUGCCUGUGCUGUGGUGUGGAUCAUUUCCCUGGUAGCUGUCAUGCCCAUGACCUUCCUGAUCACAUCCACCACCAGGACCAAUAGAUCCGCCUGUCUUGACCUCACCAGUUCAGACGACCUGACCACCAUCAAGUGGUAUAAUCUGAUUUUGACUGCAACCACUUUCUGUCUCCCCUUGGUGAUAGUGACGCUUUGCUAUGCAACCAUUAUCUACACCCUGACCCAAGGGCCGCAGACUCGGAGUUCCCUUAAGCAGAAGGCCCGAAGGCUAACCAUUCUGUUACUUCUCGUGUUUUAUAUAUGUUUUUUACCCUUCCACAUCUUGAGAGUUGUUAGGAUCGAAUCCCGCCUGCUUUCCAUCAGCUGCUCCAUGGAGAAUCACAUCCAUGGAGCCUACAUUGUUUCUAGACCCCUGGCCGCCCUGAACACCUUUGGCAACCUAUUACUCUAUGUGGUGGUCAGUGACAACUUUCAGCAGGCCAUCUGCUCAAUAGUGAGAUGCAAAGCAAGUGAGGAACUUGAGCAAGCGAGGAAAGUCAGUUCCUCAAACAACCCUUGA
Molecule: messenger RNA, 1014 nt
Organism: Lepus europaeus (European hare)
Lineage: Eukaryota; Metazoa; Chordata; Mammalia; Lagomorpha; Leporidae
Gene: OXGR1
Product: oxoglutarate receptor 1
Exons: 1
Coding region: 1-1014 (337 amino acids)
Biological process (GO): G protein-coupled receptor signaling pathway
Cellular component (GO): plasma membrane
Molecular function (GO): G protein-coupled receptor activity
Source: RefSeq, a predicted model, not a curated record